Molecule: messenger RNA, 4627 nt
Organism: Pantherophis guttatus
Lineage: Eukaryota; Metazoa; Chordata; Lepidosauria; Squamata; Colubridae
Gene: ATP6V0A4
Product: ATPase H+ transporting V0 subunit a4
Biological process (GO): vacuolar acidification; proton transmembrane transport
Cellular component (GO): vacuolar proton-transporting V-type ATPase, V0 domain; vacuolar proton-transporting V-type ATPase complex; plasma membrane
Molecular function (GO): ATPase binding; proton-transporting ATPase activity, rotational mechanism
Source: RefSeq, a predicted model, not a curated record
CCCCUAAUCUGACUCUGGAAAGGAGGAAAUGUAUCUUUAAAAAUAUGGCUUGAAAGAGCACAACAAAGAACAUUGGGAGGGAGAAGUUUCUUUUAGUUUUCUCCAGAUUGAACUUGUUUCUUUCUCUCAUGUAUCUAAUUUAGCACCUUACGCUGAAGAAGUGUGAAGUGGAUCUGAUGAUUUUAAAUGACUCAAUUAUAUGCUUCUAUAGGUAGCUUCUGACUUCUUCAGAACUGAGAAGUGGUUAAUGUUUCUCCUAGGGACCAUUUUCUCCAAUAUAAAUCGCUUUGCAAAAUCUCCUGAAUGCAUUUUAGAUCCUUAUGUUUUACUUCCUGUAGUUAUAGAUUUCUUCCCAAUGGUGGCUUCCCUCCUUGGAGAUGCCCAACAUUUGGGUAAGAUAUUUUAUUGCCAUAUCAUGGUCUUGGUUUCUUCUCUGAUCCAACGAUUUGCAUCACCUUGUAGUACAGGCAGCAAUCUAUUCUUGGACAUUUCUAUCUGCAUUGGUUAGGUUUCUUAACAUAUACCUUUCAUUCUUUUUCCUAAUUAAAUUACAGCAAAAAAAAAAAAAAAAUUGGUAUGUUACAGAACAAAAGCAUCAAUUUUUAGCAAGCCUUGAGUUAGUUUUACAUUUCAGUAAGGUAGACCAAGAAAGGAACAGAAAGGAUAUCUAGCUUUUUAAGAAUAGCUUAACAUUUAGCAAGGGGUAUGUGCAUCUGUGUCUGUCUGAGAGAGAAAAAAAUUUGAGGGUGAGGGUGAGGCAGCCAUUCCUAGGUCCACUUCAACUACAACCAGUGAACCAAAUCAGUGUACGGUUUUACAAGACGUCCAGAUAGCUCAUUUUAGAAUAAAAGUAAAUAAAAUUUAAAAUAUUGGAUGGCUGAGACUUAGAAUAUAAAUGAUUGUAAUCCAGCAUAGCAGGUUCUGCUGUCUCCCAAAGAAGUUUGGGAUCAAGAUGACAAAUAUCCUAAAAAUCAACAUGCAUUUAGGAACACUCAAGGGUGGAUUGCCCCCGGUUCGGACCGGUUCACAAGAACCGGUAGUAAAACCGGCUGGAGGCCCCGCCCACUGCCCCGGAUGUCAUCAUCAGUGAUCUGCGCAUGCGCAGAAGCUAAGCUCGUGCACAUGCGAUGCAAGCACGCACGCACGAUCCCGUUGCGAACUGGUAGUAAAGGUAAGUAGAACCCAUCCCUGGGAAGACUACAUUUAAAAACUAUGGAAGAGCUAAAUUAAACUUAGUCCUCAAAUUGGGUAGGAAGAAACGUACAUUGAACAAAAAUAUAUGGACUGAAGUAUUGAAUUUGUCAGUGCAAAUCAGGAACAUUUUAUUUUUCUUUAUUUAUUACAAACUUUGCCAAAUUCUGAAAGCUCCACUAACAGAGAAGGAAAGAAUCUGAGAUUAAAAGAGGAAGAAUGAAACAGGAAGAAUGAAACAGGGAGGUGCCUCCAUUUCUAUCAAAAGUUUAUUAUGUUGUUUAUAGCAACACCUUGCUGCUGACAUAACAUUAUUUGUGUUUAUCACACAGGUCUCAAGUUGAAAGGUUUUUAGGCAAAGAGUUUGUCUUGGUUUCUUUCCUUUUUUUUCUUUUCUUUUUUCUUUUUCUCUUUGCAAUUUAUGACUAGCAGGCAGUGUUCUUUUUAGUCCAGUUUGGUGCAGUUUUAAGCCACAUGUCUAGAAAACCCAUGUCAUCCCAGUAUUUCAUUUGCUGCUCUGUUAUGCUGGAAGAAGCUUCAGACUUCUCUGAAACACCCAGAACCAAGAAAAAGAGACUGGAUAAAGGAGGAAGACUAGGACAAUAAAUAGGAGAAGGAAAGGUUUCUGGGAAGGCUUUGAGGAAGAACUAAGCAGCAAGAACCUUCCUCAUUUCUGUUUUCUUCCAAGCUUGGUUGGUUUCUUUUCUCUUUAACCAAAACUUAUGAAUAUGAAAGAUGGCAUCCAUGUUUCGGAGUGAAGAGAUGUGUCUGAGGCAACUUUUUCUUCAGGUGGAGUCUGCGUAUUGCUGUGUUGCAGAACUUGGAGAGCUGGGUUUGGUCCAGUUCAGAGAUUUGAAUGCAAACGUGAACAACUUUCAAAGAAGGUUUGUGAAUGAAGUUAGAAGAUGUGAAUCCUUAGAAAGGGUCCUUCGUUUUCUGGAAAGUGAGAUGGGAGAGGAGAUCCUGCCUGUCAUAUAUGGGAAAUAUCCAGACACUCCACCACCACGAGAAAUGAUUGACUUAGAGGCUGUCUUGGAGAAACUGGAAGGUGAGUUGGAAGAAGCCAACCAGAACCUGCAGGCAUUGAAGCAGAACUUUCUAGAACUCACUGAACUUAAACAUCUCCUGAAGAAAACCCAAGACUUCUUUGAGACUGAGACUAAUUUGCCUGAUGAUUUCUUCAAUGAAGAUACUUCAGGACUAUUGGAAUUAAGAAGCACUCCUGCAGCAGUGGCUGCGAAACUGGGAUUCAUAGCUGGUGUGAUUAAAAGAGAGAGGCUGGUGACUUUUGAACGUUUGCUGUGGAGAGCCUGCAGGGGAAACAUCUACCUGAAGUUCAGUGAAAUGGAUACACCCUUGGAAGAUCCUGUCACUAAAGAAGAGAUGAAAAAGAAUGUAUUCAUCAUCUUCUAUCAAGGGGAACAGCUGAGACAGAAAAUCAAGAAGAUUUGUGAAGGGUUCCGUGCCACUGUAUAUCCCUGUCCCGAAUCAGCUGGAGAACGCCGAGAAAUGGCUGCUGGCGUGAACACAAGGAUUGAAGAUCUCAACACAGUGAUCAUCCAAACUGAGUCCCAUCGACAGGGGCUAUUGAAGGAGGCAUCUGCGAACCUGUGGGCCUGGGGAAUCAAAGUGAAGAAAAUGAAAGCCAUCUACCACAUCUUGAAUUCUUGCAACAUUGAUGUCACUCAACAGUGUGUCAUUGCAGAGAUCUGGUUCCCUGUGAUAGAUACCCCCAGGAUAAAAACAGCACUAAAUCAAGGAAUGGAACGAAGCGGUUCUACAAUCAACCCCAUCCUGACUGCUAUACAGACCAAGUUGGAACCUCCUACCUUUAACCGGACCAAUAAAUUCACUGCUGGAUUCCAGGCCAUUGUAGAUGCUUAUGGUGUUGGGAAUUAUAGGGAGAUUAACCCAGCUCCCUUCACUAUCAUUACCUUCCCUUUUUUGUUUGCGGUGAUGUUUGGUGAUUGUGGUCAUGGUACAGUCAUGCUGGCCUUUGCACUGUGGAUGAUCAGCAAUGAAAAGGUUUUUUUGGCUCAGAAAAAUGACAGUGAGAUCUGGAACAUCUUUUUCGGUGGACGCUACUUGAUCCUUCUCAUGAGUAUCUUCUCCAUUUACACUGGCUUUAUUUACAACGAUUGCUUCUCCAAAUCGUUCAACAUAUUUGGAUCUUCCUGGCGUGUCCGCCCCAUGUACAACAAUGGUGGAUGGACGGACGAAAUUGUUCAUGAGAGUGGUGUUCUACAGUUAGAUCCAAGUACAAAAGGUGUAUAUUCUGGAAACCCUUAUCCUUUUGGAAUUGAUCCGAUUUGGAAUAUUGCCAUCAAUAAACUGACUUUCUUGAACUCAUACAAAAUGAAAAUGUCUAUCAUCAUGGGAAUCGUACACAUGGUUUUUGGGGUGGUACUUAGUCUCUUCAAUCAUAUUUACUUCAAGCAAACAACCAACAUUGUCCUGCAGUUCAUUCCAGAGAUGAUCUUCAUAAUCUCCCUAUUUGGUUACCUGGUCUUCAUGAUUAUUUUCAAGUGGUGCCGAUUUAAUGUGUAUAAUGUCCAGGAUGCUCCAAGCAUCCUCAUUCACUUCAUCAAUAUGUUUAUGUUUAGCUACAACGAUGCAACAAAUCCUCCUUUAUAUGAGCAUCAGCAAGAAGUUCAAACUUUCCUGGUCAUUUUCGCCUUGAUUGCCAUACCUUGGAUGCUUCUGAUUCAGCCUUUUAUUAUUCGAGCCAAGCAUCAGAAAGCUCAGAAUAGGUUGGCUUCAUCAAGUCUGUCAGAAAGUCCUACUGGUGAUAUCGAAGUAAAGAUCAUGGACUCCAAGCAUUCUGAGAAAACAAAUCAAGAAGUUGAUAGCGGUGGAGGCCAUGGAGGCCAUGAACAUGAAGAAUUCAACUUUGGAGACAUCUGCGUGCACCAGGCGAUCCACACCAUUGAAUAUUGCUUGGGUUGCAUUUCCAAUACAGCUUCCUAUCUCCGGCUUUGGGCACUUAGCCUGGCCCAUGCACAGCUCUCAGAGGUUCUUUGGCAGUUGCUGUUUUCAAUAGGCUUUAAAAUGACUGGCUGGCUAGGACUCAUUGGGAUUUUUGUCCUCUUUGCCGUAUUUGCUGCUUUGACAAUAGCAAUUCUACUCAUUAUGGAAGGUCUUUCUGCCUUUCUACAUGCACUCAGGCUUCACUGGGUGGAAUUCCAGAACAAAUUCUAUUCUGGUUCUGGCUCUGUUUUUUCACCAUUCUCCUUCAAGACCAUAAUAGAAAGAAAGGAAGAAUAGACUCCUGUUAAUGAUGCUGAAAUCUGAAACUUCUGAGAUUUCUGCUAUUCUUUUUCUUGGUGAGCAUUUCCUGGAGAAUUAAGAGCCAGAAGGGAUACAGAACUUCCCCACUAGGACUUCAGAACCAAAUGUGUUGUCAGGGACAAACAUAAUAAAAACUCUACCUAUUCUC